Molecule: messenger RNA, 888 nt
Organism: Lactuca sativa (garden lettuce)
Lineage: Eukaryota; Viridiplantae; Streptophyta; Magnoliopsida; Asterales; Asteraceae
Product: heavy metal-associated isoprenylated plant protein 39
Molecular function (GO): metal ion binding
Source: RefSeq, a predicted model, not a curated record
UUCCUCCACCCAUAUCUUCUCUUAUUUCAAUAAAGCUUAUUUAUAUAUUACACUUUACCUUCUCCUCUCUUUCAUAUCUCUCACUCUCUUGGUUCCAACUCCAAUCGCAAUUCUCUCAACUCAGAGGACCCAAUUCAAAAACAUCCACAUGAAGAAAUUUAUAUUGAAGUUAGACUUGAAUGAUGAAAAAGACAAGAGGAAAGCUAUGAAGACGGUUGCAGCAUUUUCAGGGAUUGACUCGAUCACCAUAAACAUGAAAGAGAAGAACCUGACAAUCGUUGGCACGGUUGAUCCAAUAAGUGCCGUCAGUAAGCUCAGGAAACUCUGGCCAACGUAUUUAAUAUCUGUAGGACCCGCUAAAGAGCCCGAACCCGAAAAGAAAGAGGAGCCGAAAAAAGAAGAAGAAAAGAAAGAUGAGCCAAAGCAAGAGGAAAACAAAGAAGAACCCAAAAAAGAAGAGCCUAAAAAAGAAGAAGCCACAAAUGAAGAAUCUUCAAAAGAAGAAGCCCCAAAGGAAGAGCCUAAGAAAGAAGAAGCAAAGAAAAGUGUCCCACAAGAGCAAUCUGUAGGGAUGCUUAUGCCCUAUAAACCAUAUUACCCUCCAAUGCAUACCUACUACAACUAUCAACCACCAUUACACCAUAGCAUAGAGGAGAACCCAAAUGCAUGUGUUAUUUGUUGAAAUAAUUAGCAAUUAAGAAAAUGUUUUUAAGGGGUUUCUCCAAAUCUUUUAAUUGGGUGUAAUUUGUCAAUAUGCAUUAUCUUGGUGCACAAUUUAAGGCAAAGAUAGCCCGCAAAAAGUGAGAAAACCUUUGUGUAUAAAAGUGAUAUGCUUUUGAUAAAGUUGUAUACCAUGAUAAUAAGAAAUUUUGUUUAUAUUGUUCGUAA